Messenger RNA from Poeciliopsis prolifica (blackstripe livebearer), 1403 nucleotides. RefSeq names its product protein TUNAR-like. The record is from RefSeq and is a predicted model, not a curated record. Lineage: Eukaryota; Metazoa; Chordata; Actinopteri; Cyprinodontiformes; Poeciliidae. The transcript is spliced from 2 exons. The coding region runs from base 480 to 695 and encodes 71 amino acids.
GAGACACAUCCAAGUGGAGAAAGAUUCACUUUUUCUGUGUGAAACACUCCAAAGCCUCAAAAUGAGCCAAACAUCUGAGAAAGUUUAGCUGAGAGGAAGCAGAGGAAACGCUGACAGCUUCUCCUGGUUGGAGACAAAAGAAGAUGAAAACAUUCACAUGAAGCGGCUCGGCUCCUCUCCACCCCCGUCUCACAUCCACUGACUAUUCUUCAACUUGACAUCAUCCUUCCACAGACUGGAGGAGGACAGCGGAGCGAGAGGCGGCGGCUCAGCGCUGAGGGGGGAAGUGACAGCGGCUGAAACUUGGCGACCAGUGAGAUGAAAUUUGCGGCGGAGACGCUGGAGCGCAGCAGGAGCCGCCGUGCAACCAGAGAGCCGCGCCGGGCAGAGAGGCAGCCGACCCGGAGGAGGAGGAUGAGAGGGAUGGAGCUUCCCACCAGCUGCCAGCGGUGCGCUGUAGGACGCCGCCCCCCCCCAGCAUGUCCACGCUCCUCCUGAUGCUCUGGCAGAUUGGUCCAAGACAAAAACUGAAGACUUUUGCGGGGAAAAUGGUCAACGCUGUCUACAGUGAUGAGGAAAAGGGAAUUCAAGACAAGGAGAGUAAGGAGGAGAGCAUCUUGGCCAUGCUGGGCAUCAUUGGAACUAUUCUCAACCUGGUCGUCAUCAUCUUCGUCUACAUUUACACAACGCUGUAGGCCGCAAACUGCUAACCGGCGCCACCACGUCACGCUGCGCGCGCAGCCAGCCUGCAGCAGCUGCAGCAGCUGCAGCACAACCAGCCUGCAGCAGCUGCAGCACAGAAAAGAUGGGAGGAGUCAGACCGGAGCCGGGUUGGAGGCUGGGCGACGGCUUCAUGCAGAUCAUGCUGCAUCAUAAACCAUCCAGAUGAUCGGAUUGUUUCUGAUUCCUAUUAAAAAGUGCAUGAAACGUUGACGGUCUGCUGCUGUUGACGGUCUGCAGCUGUUGACGGUCUGCAGCUGUUGACGGUCUGCAGCUGUUUCCAGCUGCCGGACCUAAAGACUGCGCCAGGGAAAGACCGCUCAUGUUUUUGGGAAGAGCCAGAAUUUCAGUGACAUCAACAUAAUUGUUUUCAUCCUUCUAUAAAGGCUUUUAUGGGACAAAUGAAACAUUUCACAUCAACUUCUAUAAAAUCUUUGUUAAUAAUUAGUUUAAUUUAUAUGAAUUUGAGUCAUUUAUUGAACUGUUUAUUGAGAAAACGACUUUUGAAGCGAGCUGGAGCUGAAAUUCAUCCAUGAUGAAUCCGCCAGGCUUUGUGUUUGACAACAGCUGAAGAAAGAUGAGACUGAGCCAGAGACGUUUGUAGGAAACAGCAUGAUUAUCAUAUAUUAUUCAAGGUUUUUAUGCAUCUCUUUGACCUGUAAUGGUUAUCAAUAUUCUAAUAA